AUGAAGCGGGGAAGAGGUGGUGGCCGCUCGGAGUCCCAGUUCCUUGGGAGCCUGGUCCAGCAGCUACGAAGUGCCGAAGAGAGCGCUAAUGCCAGAAAGCUGGUGUUCACCUCCAGUGACGGGGCGGUGCUGCUGGAGCAAAACGGCCGGGGGCUGCUGACGCAUGUGACCAUCAACCCCACGCUCGAGGGCAACACCAAGGCCAUCGAAAAGGCGGUCCUCGACGCUGCCUCCCUCAUGACACCACCGUUGCAGGACGACAAUACGGAGGGGCUGGAGGAGGCCAUCAGCGACGUGUUCGAUCAAGCCUUGGGCACCAAGAAUAAGAAAAAGAAGUCGUGA
Acanthamoeba castellanii str. Neff is the source of this 342-nucleotide messenger RNA. RefSeq lists its product as uncharacterized. The record is from RefSeq and is a predicted model, not a curated record. Lineage: Eukaryota; Discosea; Longamoebia; Acanthamoebidae. The transcript has 3 exons. Bases 1 to 342 code for a protein of 113 amino acids.